AUUCGCUUGUCGACAAAUCCACAAAUUUUACUCGUGAUGGUAGUAAAGUAAAGCAGACAGUUGGUGUUUUCUUUAUUGUUUCAUUUUCAGUUCCAAGACAAGUCCGUAGUGGAAAAACUGUAAUCACUACGCGAAACGUAGCCGUGCAGUACUGUUCUAGCACUUGUGACGAAUCCCACAAAAGCUGGGCUUAUCAGUGCUACGUGUCGAUUGUUUUUAGUUUACUCUUGUGUUAUUAGGUUGGGGCUUAAGAUGUUGAAAGCGGUGAUCCUCAUUGGUGGUCCCGAAAAGGGAACCCGUUUUCGUCCACUCUCGCUAGAUACACCGAAACCGCUGUUUCCGGUUGCUGGGAAACCCAUCAUACAGCACCACGUAGAAUCGUGCGUUCGCAUCAAGGAGCUGAAGGAAAUUCUGAUUCUUGGUUUCUACCCGGCCACUCAGAUGCAACAGUUUGUGAGCAAUAUGCAGAAUCUGUACGACGUAAACAUUCGCUAUCUGCAGGAAUUUACGGCGCUCGGAACGGCCGGUGGAAUGUACCACUUUCGGGAUCAGAUUCGUUCGGGCAAUCCGAGUGCGUUCUUCGUACUGAAUGGAGACGUUUGUGCGGAUUUCCCCCUGCAGGAGCUCUACGAUUUUCAUCGCAGCAAGAAGGACAAGGUGCUCGUUUCGAUUAUGGGUACGGAAGCAACGCGUCAGCAAGCCGUACACUACGGUUGCUUGGUGCUGGGUAAAGACGAGGAAGUCACGCACUAUGUGGAGAAACCGCGGGCCUAUCUGUCGACGCUAAUUAACUGCGGCGUGUACGUGUGUUCGAUGGACAUUUUCUCCAAGAUGGGAGCGGUGUUUCACUCGAAGCAACAGGAUUACAGCAUGUGCAAUAAUGGUAACGGUAAAGAUAGCGGACACAUUCAGUGGGAACAGGAGAUUCUUACACCGUUGGCUGGCACGGGCAAACUGUACGCGUUGCCAGUGAACAACUGGUGGUCGCAGAUCAAAACGGCCGGUUCGGCCAUCUAUGCUAACCGCCACUACCUCGCACUGUACAAGCAAGCACACCCAGAUCGUUUGGCAAACGUUGGUGCGAAGACGGAGAAUGGUAAUGCAAAUCUGGUUUGCAAUAUUAUACCGGAUGUACACAUUCACCCGACGGCUUCGGUACAUCCUACGGCAACGCUCGGUCCUAAUGUGUCCAUCGGUCCGGGAGUAGUAAUUGGGCCGGGGGUUCGUGUACGUGAAUCAAUCGUCCUGGAGAAUGCGGUCAUCAAAGAUCAUUCAUUAGUACUGCACAGUAUCGUGGGUCGCGGCUCUCAGAUAGGCAUGUGGGCACGAGUGGAGGGCACUCCGAGUGAUCCCGAUCCGAACAAACCGUUUGCCAAAAUGGAGAAUCCACCUCUAUUCAAUACGGACGGUCGGCUAAACCCGUCCAUUACGAUACUGGGUUAUGCCGUCAGUGUGCCUUCGGAGAUGAUCGUACUGAACUCGAUCGUACUGCCGCACAAAGAGCUAAGUCGCAGUUUCAAAAACGAAAUCAUUCUCUAACGGGUGGCACACUACCUCAUGACGAAAGAAAGGAAAGGUUACCUGGAAUGUUACACACCGGUUUGGUAACAUCCGUGCCAUUCCGUUUUAAUUUAAUUGCGUUAUAUCAAAGAAGAAUAAUAAUUGGCACCAGAAUUAUC
Molecule: messenger RNA, 1679 nt
Organism: Anopheles moucheti
Lineage: Eukaryota; Metazoa; Arthropoda; Insecta; Diptera; Culicidae
Gene: Gmppa
Product: mannose-1-phosphate guanyltransferase alpha
Exons: 4
Coding region: 253-1539 (428 amino acids)
Biological process (GO): biosynthetic process
Cellular component (GO): cytoplasm
Source: RefSeq, a predicted model, not a curated record